Messenger RNA from Grosmannia clavigera kw1407, 597 nucleotides. RefSeq lists its product as uncharacterized. The transcript has a single exon. Bases 1 to 597 code for a protein of 198 amino acids. Lineage: Eukaryota; Fungi; Ascomycota; Sordariomycetes; Ophiostomatales; Ophiostomataceae. The record is from RefSeq and is a predicted model, not a curated record.
AUGGCCUCAAGUGCACGAUUCAAGAAAACGUACUUUCUAGCACCGAACUUUGACUACCCCCCUGGCGGUUCGCUCGCUUUGGGCAGCAUACUGACUAACCCGUUCGACCCGAGCACUUGCAUCAACGCGGGCGGAGGACUGCCCUUCCCGUCCGACAUGCCUGUCCAGACAUCUCUCAAGCUAGACUGGAGGGAUGAGCGAUCCCAGCGCCGUGGCGGUGCCAUCGGGCUCUGGGCCCAGUUCUUGAACCUGCUUGGAAUCGAGGCCGAGGUUGGCGUUAAAUGCGCAGUUGACAACAGCAGCGUCUAUCAAUUUGACAAGCUGGAAACGCAAUUCAUCGAGCCGACAAAAGAGUACAUCGAGCAAAGCGUACUGGAUGUGCCUUCGGUCGUGUCGCACAUCAUCGAAUCAGGCUACCGGAAGCCAGUAUACAUGAUCACCGGCAAUACAAGACUGCCCGUGGAGCAGCCGUGGCGACCCAAAUGCAGGUGGCUAUGGGUGGCCACCUCAAACUCGGUGCUGAUGGGCUACCAAGCGGGAUACCAGUCAGUGCCGGCCCCCAGGCAAGUAUCUGGAAAGACAAAGCCAGCCAGGUGA